AUGUUAUUAGAUGAGCGAGAGUGGCGUAAGGGAAUGAGCGGUCAACGCAGCGCACGCAGCGGGCGUUCUUCGGCAUUUCCACUUGAUAAGCCAAAGCCACACAGCGGCUCCGAAGCCUUUGCUUCAGCGGAUCGUACGGAUCGUACGGACUCCCCGGCUCGGCGGGCCUCGACUGCCGGAUCGCCACGGAGCGCCUUGAGCCGUCAGUUGAAGGAAGUUAAGAGCUGCCAGCAGUUGCUGCAACUGCUCCGAAACCAACCACCGGAAGCGUUGACCGCAGUCAACAUCGCGACCGCGUGGGUACGGCUUGGGAGCGUGCAGUCCAGGGGACCGCUCCAGGAGGGGGGAGAGAAGAGCGCUUAUCGCGGCGGCAGCAGCGGUGGAACGGCUUCUGUGGCGGAAGACAAGGAGAAGCAAGGCGACGACGACGACGACGACACGGAGUCGACCUCGCCGUGUACGGCGGUUGUACGGCAACUGUUGGAGCCGACGGCGACGGCGGCGAAUGAGAUGGACUUGCGGCAGAUUGCCAACGUGCUGUGGGGUAUGGCCAAGGUCGGAGAUCGCGCGCUGAUGCUUUCCAAAAGGAGCGGUAGAGACGGCUUCGGCAACGCGCAAGGUGGCGACGGCUACAGCCCAAGACGAGCGCUACAGCGACUACAGGAUCGCGCUGUUGAGCUGCUACAGCAGCUGCUGGCUCCGCCGCCGCCAGAACAGCUACUGCUGGAUGUACGGGAUGCUACGCAGAUAUGGUACGGCAUGGCGGGCCUUAGUCAUCAAUAUUCCUGGAGCGACUCAUUGUGUACGGCAUUGGAGGCGGCGACGCUGCAGGCUAUGGAAGCUGGACGAGCUGCUGAGGCGGCGUACAACGACACCAAUGGGCCGUUGGCGGGUAUGGCACGCAGCGGCGGCGUCGGCAGUGGUGGCGGCAGGACAGGAAGUAGUUGGGCUGAGAAUCGUACACGUACGGCGCAAAUCGUGUUUCGUAUGGCCGCCGUCAGCGGCGCAAAAAUGAACCCUGGGCACAAGGCCCGUCUGGCGGCCGUCAUUGACGUCAUGUCGUACGGCGAUACGGAAUUGGAGUACAACGCGUCGCCGCCGCUUGAGAACCCCGACUGCUUAUUGGUUGGCGCACAACUGCUGCGGCUGGAACUACGUAUGGAAACUGUACGGCGGCUGCACGACAUGGCCUUGGCGUUGCCGCCAGAGGCAGCGGCCCGUACGGGACGUACGGCGAUGGCCCGCGCGCUGAACAGCGCCGUGGGCCUUGGGUACCAACCCACCGCUUCAGAGGCGCGGCGCUGGGAACGGCGACUGGUCGAGGAACUUGGCGGCGAUGAUAGCGGCGGCGGCGGCGGCGGCAGCGGCGGCAGGUGGACGUGCGAGGGGCUUUCGUGGACGGUGAUGGCGCUCUCCAGCGUCAAGGCCUACCUGCCUGAUGAGGACAUGGGGGGGGUGUUCGUUGGGGCGUUACGUCGGUUGGUACGGCAACUUCGGUCCAACGACGCGACACGGGUAGCACACGCGAUGCGGGCUUGGGGGUUGCGGCUGCCGGAGCGCGAGGCGGCGCUGCUACGGCAGAAGGCGGCGGCGGCGGCGGCUGAGGGACCUGUAUGGAGUGGUGGUGACGGCGCCGCCAGCACCCGAAGCGGCGGCGGCGGCGGGAGGGACUUUGCAUUUCGCUCUUGGGGAUUCCGACGGUGA
This is a messenger RNA of Volvox carteri f. nagariensis, 1704 nucleotides long. RefSeq lists its product as uncharacterized. NCBI's taxonomy places the organism in Eukaryota, Viridiplantae, Chlorophyta, Chlorophyceae, Chlamydomonadales, Volvocaceae. The transcript has 2 exons. Bases 1 to 1704 code for a protein of 567 amino acids. The record is from RefSeq and is a predicted model, not a curated record.